Molecule: messenger RNA, 11382 nt
Organism: Panthera uncia (snow leopard)
Lineage: Eukaryota; Metazoa; Chordata; Mammalia; Carnivora; Felidae
Product: spectrin beta chain, non-erythrocytic 5-like
Exons: 67
Coding region: 1-11382 (3793 amino acids)
Biological process (GO): actin cytoskeleton organization
Cellular component (GO): plasma membrane; cortical actin cytoskeleton; cell projection
Molecular function (GO): actin filament binding
Source: RefSeq, a predicted model, not a curated record
AUGGACUCCGCGUAUGAGAUGAGCCACAUUCGCAAGCUCCAGGCACAGCACAUGCGGAUGCAGGAGAAGACUUUCACUAACUGGAUCAACGACAUCUUCCAGCACGGCAGGGUGGGCAUCAAGAUCCAGAACCUGUACACAGAGCUGGCCGAUGGCACCCACCUACUGCGGCUGCUGGAGCUCAUCUCGGGGGAGACCCUGCCACCCCCCAGCCGGGGCCGCAUGCGAGUACACUUCCUAGAGAACAGCAGCCGAGCUCUGGCUUUCCUCAGGGCCAAGGUGCCAAUACCCCUCAUUGGGCCAGAGAACAUUGUGGAUGGAGACCAGACACUCAUCCUGGGACUCAUCUGGGUCAUCAUUCUGCGUUUCCAGAUUUCCCAAAUCUGCCUGGACAGGGAGGAGUUUGGGGCCAGCGCAGCCCUGCUGUCUGCCAAGGAAGCUCUGUUGGUCUGGUGCCAGCGGAAGACGGCCUGCUAUGCCAAUGUCAACAUCACCGACUUCUCCCACAGCUGGAGUGACGGACUCGGCUUCAGUGCCCUUAUCCAUGCACACAGGCCAGACCUGCUUGACUACUGCUCCCUGCGUCCCGAGCGCCCACUACACAACCUCGACUUGGCUUUCCGUGUAGCUGAGCAGGAGCUGGGCAUUGCUCAGCUGCUGGACCCCGAGGACGUGGCUGCUCUCCAGCCCGAUGAACGCUCCAUCAUGACCUACGUCUCCCUCUACUACCACCACUUCUCCCGCCUGCACCACGAGCAGACUGUCCAGAGGAGACUCGCUAAGAUCCUGCUUCAGCUCCAGGAGACAGAGGAGCUGCAGACCCAGUACGAGCAGCUGGUGGCCGACCUGCUGCGCUGGAUUGCAGAGAAGGAGGUGCAGCUAGAGGCACGGGAUUUCCCAGACUCCCUGCCUGCCAUGCGUCAGCUACUGGUGGCCUUUGCCUUCUUCCGCACCCAGGAGAAGCCACCACGGCUGCAGCAGCGAGGGGCCAUAGAGGCCCUGCUCUUCCGGCUGCAGACGGCACUCCGAGCCCAGAAUCGCAGGCUCUUCCUGCCUCACGAGGGCCUGGGCCCCGCAGAGCUGUCCCAGCGCUGGGCAGUCCUGGAGCGGGCAGAGGCCUCAAGAAGCCAGGCCCUGCUGCAGAGGAUCCUACAGCUAGAGCGGCUGGAAACCCUGGCCCGGCGCUUCCAGCGCAAGGCAGCCCUCAGGGAGAACUUUCUGACGGACACAGAGCAAAUGUUGGACCAGGCCACAGCUGCCGCCCCGCCAGCCAGCCUGGCCACAGUGGAUGCAGCUGCCCAGAGACUGGGCAUGCUGGAGGCCAGCAUCCUGCCCCAGGAGGGGCGCUUCCAGGCCCUGGCCGAGAUUGCAGACAUCCUUCAGCAGGAGCAGCACCAUGGCUGGGCAGAUGUGGCCCGCAGGCAACUGGAGAUCACUGGGCGCUGGGAGCAACUCCUUCGGCGUCUCCAAGGGCAGAAGAAGCAGAUGGCAGGUGUGCAAGCUGUGCUGAGCCUGCUGCAGGAGGUGGAGACUGCCUCCAACCAGCUCAAGGAGCUACAGGUGCUGGCCAGCUCCACGGCCUGUGGGCAGCAGCUGGCUGAGACCGUGGAGCUGCUGCAGAAGCAUGACCUGCUGGAGGCCCAGGUCUCAGCCCACGGGGCCCAUGUGCGCCAUCUUGGCCUCCAGACCUCGCAGCUGGACUCCUCUCUGGGUACUACUGUGGAGGUGCUGCAGGCCAAGGCCCAGGCACUGGCCCAGCUUCACGGGAGCCUGGUGUCUCUUCUAAGGGCCCGGCGCACCUUGCUGGAGCAGACCCUGCAGCAGGCAGAGUUCCUGCACAACUGUGAGGAGGAGGAAACCUGGUUGAGGGAGCACGAACAGCUGGUGGAGGAUGAAGCCCUGGGCCGGGACCUUAGCCAGAUCAGAGCAGCCCUGCAGAAACACAAGGCCCUGGAAGUCGAGCUCCGCCACCACCAGGCCAUGUGCACUGAUCUCGUGCGGAGGGGAUGCGACCUGGGAGCCCGCGGGCACCCCACGUGGCCAGACCCCAGGGAGCGGGCCCAGGCACUGCAGGGCGCAUGGCAGCGGCUCCGGGGCUCCACAGCCAGGCGGGGCGCUCGGCUGCAGGCGGCUAUGCUUGUCCAGGAGUACUUCAGUGAUGCGGCUGACGCGGCCUCGUGGCUGCGGGAGCAGCAGUCGGCCCUGGAGAGCGCGUCCCGCGGGCGGGACCAGACGGCCGCGGCCCUGCUGCUGCGCCACCAGCGACUGGAGCGUAGCCUGCACGCCUUCGGGACGGAGCUACGGCGACUGGACGAGCAGGCGCGGGCGGCCGCAACCCAAGUGUCGCUUACCGUGGUAUCUGCCCUGAGCUCUCCAAAGGAAGGCCCGAGGAACCUCCGGACCUGGAGUGAGGUUUCCUGCCACUCUGGGCCCCCAAGCACUCAGAAGAUGGUCCUCUCCGCUGAGCUUGACCCUGACUUUGACCCUAACACCAUACUCCAGACACAGGACUGCUUGAACCAGGACUAUGAGGGCCUGGGGGCCCUGGCAAAGCACCGCAGAGCUCAGUUGGAGGAGGCAGUGGCCCUAUUUGGCUUCUAUGACUCAUGUGGAGAGCUGCAGUCAUGGCUGGAGAACCAGACCGCACUGCUCCAAAUGCUGCAGCCCCAGGCGGAUGACUUGGAAGCCACGCGGCUCAAGUAUAAGAACUUCCUCACUGCCCUGGCUGUGGGAAGGGGCUGCUUGACUGAGGUCAGCAGCUCUGCUGAGCAGCUGAAGCAGAGAUGUCCUGAAGAUGCUCCCAGAAUUCAGCAACAGCAGGAGGAACUGAGCCAGAGGUGGGGGCAGCUGGAAGCCCUGAAGAAAGAGAAGGAAAUGCAGCUGGCACGCACCACGGACGUGUGCAGUUUUCUGCACAAGUGCAGAUCCACACAGGUCCAACUGCGAGACCUGACACUCCAGCUGGAAACCCUGGAGCUGGGGCAGUCAGAGGACAGCCACCGUGUCCUGCAGCUGGCCCAGCAGAAGAUGCCAGCACUGGAGAGAAGCGUGUACCACUUGAAGAGGAUCACCAUAAAAGCUGAAGAGGCGGGCCCCACAGAGAAUCAGUGCCUGAGAGGACAGGUGGAGACGCUGCAGGGGCUGCUGGAGCAGGUACAGCAGCACGUGGCCCGACAGGCCAGGGCCCAGGCCGAGGUACGGACACGGCAGAGCUUCCUACAGGACAGCCAGCAACUGCUGCUGUGGACGGAGGGCGUCUGGGCUCGGCUGCACAGUGAGGAGAAGGCAGUGGACGUGGCCUCGGCCCAGAGGCUGCUGAUGGAGCACGGAGACCUUCUAGAGGAGAUACGGCUGCAGCAGGAGAGGCUGCAGCAGCUGGAGGCCCGGGGCCAGCCCAUUGCAGCCUCGGACUCUCCGGACUCCCAAGAGGUGGCCCGUGUUCUGAGGCUCCUGAGCCAGCGAGGCUGGGGACUGCAGGCCGCCUGGGAGCAGAGACGGCAGCAGCUGCAGGAGGAGCUGGAGCUGCAUAGAUUCAGCAGAGAUGUAGAUGACUUCACUGCCACUUGUGCCAGCCACGAGGCCUUCCUGCGGCAGGGCCGCCUUGGGGAGGAUGUGGGGGAGGCCCAGAGCCUGCUGCAGCAGCACCAAGAGUUUGGACACCUGCUGGGCAUCCUUGGGCCUCGAGCAGAGGCUCUGCGGGCACGUGGCAAGAAGCUGGCCCAGAGCCGACACCCUGCUGCGCACAAGGUCAGAGCGCAGCUGCAGAGCAUCCAGGGACGGUGGACCGGGGUCCAGGAGAGGAGUGAGCAGAGGAAGAGGCAGCUGCUGUCCUCCCUCCAGCUCCAGAAAUGGAAACAGGAUGUGGCAGAGCUGAUGCUGUGGAUAGAGGAGAAGGGGCUGAUGGCAGCACAUGGGCCUUCCCAAGAGCCCAGCAACAUCCUGCAGCAACUCAAGCUGCACAGAGCAGCUGAGCGAGCGCUGCUGGCCACCUACGGGCACAUGGAGGCCCUGCAGCAGGUUGGGAGACAGCUGUUGAGCAGCAGGCUCCAUGCCCAGGAAGAUGUGCAGGGCAGCCUCCAGGGCCUGAGUGACAAGUGGGAAGAGUUGAAGCACAAGAUGGCAGAGCGUGGGGACCAGCUCCAAAAAGCUAGGCAGCAGACCCAGCUUCUGCGGCUGCUGCAGGAUGCCAAGGAGAAGAUGGAGCAGCUGGAGGGGGCUCUGCAGAGUGCAGAACCAGGGCAGGACCUGGGCUCAAGCCGGCGGCGACAGAAACAGCACUGCCAACUGGAAAGCGAGAGCCAGGCGCUGGCCAGCAAGAUGGCUGCCCUCGUCGCCCAGGCAGAGCGGGGACUCACCUCCCAGACCGUCAGGGAAGAGACCCAGAAGUACCUGCAGAGAUUCGAGUCCCUGCGGGAACAUCUGGCCACUCGGCACGUACAGCUGCAGGCCUCACUUGAGCUGUACCGGUUCUACCAGCUGAGCGACCUGGAGCUCACUUGGGUGGCUGAGCACAUGCCCAGAGCCAGCUCCACCAGCUCCACCAGAUGCUUGAAUGGUGCUCAGAGACUUUGCCACAAGCAUGAGGUGCUCCAGGCACAGGUGAAAGCCCACCAGGGACAGGUGCAAUGGGUGCUGGGUUCCGGACGGAGCCUCGCAGCCUCGGGGCACCCCCAAGCCCAGCGCGUCAUGGAACAGUGCCAGAAGCUGGAAGGCCUCUGGGCAGAGCUGGAACGGACGUGUGAGGUACAGGCCCAGUGCCUGCAGCAGGCUGUUGCUGUCCAGCAGUAUUUUCUGGCUGCAUCAGAACUGGAGGACUGGGUGAAGGAGAAAUGGCCACUGGUGAGCAGUCAGGACUAUGGUGGAGACAAGGCAGCCACUGCCAGGCUCAUUGGGAAGCACCAGGCCCUACAGCAGGAGCUGGUUCUUUAUUGGAGCUCCAUGGAGAAGCUUGACCAGCAGGCCCACACCCUCACUGGUCCCGGGGCCCCUGAGCAGCUGGAAGUGGUGCGGGAGAGGCUUCGGGAGCAGCUCCAGGCGCUGCAGGCGUUGGCAAUCACACGGGGCCAGGAGCUGGAGGGGACUCUGAAGCUGCAUGAGUUCAUGGGAGAGGCCGAGGAGCUGUGGAGCUGGCUGGCUAGCCAGAAGCAGGUGGCCAGGGAAGGGGAGAGCCUCGGAGAAGACCAUGAGCACGUCCUGCACCUCCGCACCAAGUUUGCAAAGCUUCAGCGCCAAGUAGAGUUGGGUGGCCAGCGGGUGGCAACCUGCCAGCAGCUGGUAGAGAGCCUGCUGGAGCUCAGGCACCACGCUGCCCCCGACGCCCACCAGAGGCAGCAGGACCUGCAGGCUUCCUGGUCAGAGCUGCGGGAGCUGACCCAGGCCCAGGGCCACCGGCUCCAAGAUGCCGAGGUCACCCUCAGAGUUCACAGAGAUCUGUCGGAAGCCCUCAGGCAGGUCCAGGAGAAGACCACAAGCCUCCCCAGUGAUGUGGCCUCAGACCUGCGUGGGCUGGAGGCCCAGCUGAGGAGACACGAGGAGCUGGAGCAUGAGCUCCUGGGCACUGGGCGGCAGCUGCAGGAACUGCUGGAGACUGCGAGCAGGGUACAGAAGCUGGGUCGGGGACCCCAGGCCCAUGCGGUGCAGCAGAGGCAGCAGGCUCUGGUGAAGGCCUGGGAGGCCCUGAAGCUACACACGGAGCAGCGCAGGACUCAGCUGGAGCAGGCGUGCCUCCUGGCCCGUUUCCACAGAUCAGUGCAGGAAUACACCUCCUGGGCAGCCAGAGUGUGGCAGGAGCUGCAGGGAGAGGAGAGCUCCAGGGAGCCCAGCAGUGGCCUUCUAAAACUCGUCACCCACCAACAGCUUCGGGCAGAGCUGGAAGCCCGGGAGGAAUUGCACCAGAGGGCCUCCGAGCUGGGCCAGCAGGUGCUUCUGGCUGCAGGGACACCCAUCGAGGAGGUCCAGGAAAUGCUGCAAGGCCUGCAGGAUGAGCGGGAACAGAUGUUCCAGGCCUGGGAACAGAAGGAAAAGAAACUACAAGCCAUGUACCAGGAGCAGAUCUUCCUCAGGAAGUGUACCCUCCUAGAUCAGAUCCUCACAGCCCAAGAGGUCUCCCUGAAAACAAGUGCCCUGGGGAGCUCAGUGGAAGAGGCAGAGCAGUUGGUGCGCAAACACAAGACCUUCCAGAAAGUUCUGACUGUCCAAGAUGAGCAGGAGGCAGCUCUGUGUGAGCAGGCGAAGACCCUUGGGGGUCCCAAGGUGCAGGAUGGGCUCCGCACAGUGCUAGAGCAUCGGGCUCGAGUGAAGGACCUGGCGGAGAGCCGGGAACGUGCCUUGCACACCUCUCUGCUGCUGACUGGCUUCACCACGGCCGUGACCCAGGCUCAGGUCUGGAUCCAGGAGCGAGUCCAGCAGCUGAAAGAGCCAAUCUGUCCCGGGGACCUGAAAGAUAACUUGAGACAUCUUCGGAAACACCAGGCCUUUGAGGCUGAAGUCCAGGCCCACGAGGAGGUGAUAAUCUCUGUUACCAAGGAUGGCGAGGCUCUCGUGGCACAGAGCCACCCUCAGGUAGGAGAAGUCUCCCAGAGGCUGCAGGUCCUGCAGGAACACUGGCAGAAGCUAAGGCAGGCAGUGGCUCUUCGGGGCCAGAACCUGGAGAACAAACGGAACUUCCUGGAGUUUCUGCAGAAAGCAGACCUUGCAGAUGCCUGGAUCCAGGAGAUGGAGGCGAUGGUGGACAUGGGCGACCUGGGCCGGGACCUUGAGCACUGUCUGCAGCUCCGUAGGCAACUCCACAAGCUCCGAGGAGUCUGGGCCCAGGACACAGUGGAUGACACCCACAUCAGGAGCAUCAAUGACUUGUCCUGGAAGCUCCAGAACCUGUGCCCUGAGCAAGUCAAGACCGUCUGCCAGCGGCGACACCAGCUGAACAACAGGUGGAAGAGUUUCCAUGACAACCUACUCCGGUACCAACGGCAGCUUGAAGGGGCUCUGGAGACACACACAUUGUCGGGAAAGCUGGAUGACCUCACUGAGCGGAUUGGGGAAAAGGCCGCCCUGGUCCAGGCCCUGGACUGUGGGAAAGAUCCGGAGAGCGUGCAGAGGCUGAUACGGAAACACAAGGAGUUGGAGCAGGAAAUGGGCCUCAUCCAGGCCCAGGUGGAGUCCCUAGAUUGUGAGGUGGGCCGCCUCUGCCAGAGAAGCCCUGGGGCAGCCCAUAGCCUCAGCCACAAGCAGAGGGAGAUGAUGGACAGUUGGUGGCAGCUCCGGAGUGGGGCCCAGAAGCGGAAGGAGUCACUGGAUGCCUUGCACCAAGCCCAGAAACUGCAAGCCGUGCUAUGGCACUUGCUGGUCUGGGCCCGGAGGCUGCGGGCUGAGAUGGAUGCCCAAAGCACCCCCCGCAGCCCUGCAGAGGCCCGGCGCAUGAUAGCGGGGCACUGGGAGCUCAAGGCCGAGCUGGACUCCCAGAGAGACAGCAUCAGCCUGGCCCGAAGCACUGGGCAGCGACUGCUUGCAGAUGGGCACCCAUCCACCCCCGACAUCCUCCAGGCCCUGGCUGGUUUAGACCAGGAGCUGAACACCCUGGAGACGGCCUGGCAGGGGCACCAGCACCAGCUGCAGCAGGCCUUGGAGCUCCGGCUGGUUCUGAGUUCUAUGGAACAGGUGGAAAGUUGGCUCUGCAGCCGGGAGGACUGCCCAGCUAGUGAGGGUCUGGGGGACCCUUCGGCCAAUGUGGAGACCCUCCUGUGGAAGCACAAGGUGCUUGAGCGGGGUCUGGAGGCACAGGCUGAAAAGAUCAGCGCCCUGGAGGCGGCAGCCCACAGCCUGCAGCGGGGUGGGCACCCAGAGGCGCAGAGGGCCCUGGGCCAGUGCCAAGCCCUGCUCCUGAGGAAAGAGGCACUCAUAGAGCGAGCCGCGAGCCGUCGCCGCCAGCUGGAGGAGCUCGGGCAGCUGCAGACAUUCCUGCAGGACUCCUUGGAGGUGGCCACGUGGCUGAGGGAGAAGGACUCGGUGGCCCUGGACGAGGGCUGGAGGAACCCAGCUCUGCUGCAGACACAGCUGUGGAAGCAGAAGAGUCUCCAGGCCGAGCUAGACGCAAGUGUCCACCACCAACAAAGGCUGCAGGUGGAGGGGCAGAGACUGCUGCAGGAGGGCCACCCAGCCUCAGAGACCAUCCGGGAACGGCUCCAGGAGCUGGGAGAGCUCUGGGACAGGCUGCAGGCCAACAGCCGGAGGAAGGCAGCCAUGCUUCAGGAAGCUUGCGAGGCCCUGCGUCUCCGGCGGAGUGUGGAAGGACUAGAGAGCUGGCUGGAGCCUGUGGAGGUCACGCUGAGAGCCCCCAUCCUAGGCUGGGACCAGCCCGGGUUGGAUGAGCUCUUGGGGACUCAGGGCGGGCUGGAGGCGGCAGUAGACAGGCAGGCCGGGCAGGUGCAGCUGCUGCUGGGCCAGGCUCAGGUCUUGACGCGGGAAGGCCACUGCCUCGCCCCAGAUCUGGAAGACCAGGCCCAGAAGCUGCUGCGGAGGUUUGAGAGCCUUCAGGAGCCCCUGCGGGAGCGCAGAGAGGCCCUGGAGGCUCGGAGCCGCCUCUCGCAGUUCUUCAGGGAUGCUGACGAAGAGAUGGCAUGGGUGCAGGAGAGGCUGCCUCUGGCCGCCACCCAGGACUGCGGGCAGAGCCUGAGCGCCGUGCGGCACCUGCAAGAGAAGCACCAGAACCUGGAGAGUGAGAUCAGCAGCCACGAGGCCCUGACUCAGGCCGUGGUGGACGCAGGACACAAGCUACUGCGGGCUGGGCACUCGGCCUGUGAUGUGGCUGUCCGGGUACAGCAGCUGGAGAAUGCCAUGGGCUCCCUGCGGGCACAGGUGAUGCAGAGGCGGCUGCUGCUACAGCAGGCUCAGGAGGCCCAGCAGUUCCUGACGGAGCUCCAGGAGGCAGAAUCCUGGCUGGAAGAGCAGGGCCAUGUCCUGGACAUCGAGGAUGUGGGCCAGAGUGCCGAGGCCACGCGCACCUUUCUGCGGCAGCUGGAGGCCACCACGAGGGACCUAGAGGGGUUCAGCGUGCGAAUUGAGAGGCUACAGCAGACAGCAGCUCUCCUUGAGAGCAGACAGAACCCAGAAAGCCCCAGGGUGCUGGCCCGGAUGCGGGCGGCGAGGGAGGCCCAUUCGGGGCUGCUGCAGAGGGCAGAAGGCAGGCGGCAGGGUCUGCAGGAGCAGCUACAGCUCCACCAGCUGGAACGGGAGGCCCUGCUCCUCGACGCCUGGCUGGUCAGCAAGGUGGCCACUGCUGAGUCCCAGGACCAUGGGCAGGACCUGGAGGCUGCCAAGGUGCAGGAAGAGAAGUUUGAUGCUUUCAGAAAGGAAGUUCAGAGCCUGGGCCAGGCCAAGGUGCAGGCCCUGAGGGAGCUGGCAGGCUCCCUGGAGCGGACAGCACGCAGGCACAAGCCCCAGAUUCAAGCCCAGAGGAGUCGCAUCGAGGCGACUUGGGAGAGGCUGGACAGGGCAAUGAAAGCCCGCACACAGAGCCUGGCUACAGCCUGUGAAGUUCUUGGCUUUGAGCAGGAAGUGGCCCAGCUCCAGGGCUGGAUGCAGGAGAAGGUCACCCUGAUGGCGAGAGACAUCUGUGGCCACAAUCUGUCAUCGGUGCAGACCUUACAGCAACAGCACAGGUGCCUGGAGAGGGAGCUGGCAGCUAUGGAGAAGGAGGUCGCCCGGAUGCGGAUGGAGGCCUGCAGACUGGGCCAGCUACACCCUGUGGCUCGGGUGGGCCUGUCUGAGCAGUUGGCCAAGAUGGAAGAUGCCUGGGCCACCCUGGACGUGAAGGCCCAGGAGCAGGGUCAGCAGCUGGAGCAGGCCGCCCGGGGCCAUGCCUUCCUCGGCCGCUGUAGGGAACUGCUAGCAUGGGGUCAGGAGAAGCAGGUUCUGGCUUCAUCACAGGAGCUGGCUGGGGACCUGGUGGGGGCCGAGCAGCUCUUGGUGCAGCAGGAAGAGCUGGGGCAAGAAAUCAAGGAAUAUUGCCUUAGGGCCCAGGACGUACGGCAGGAAGGACAGCAGCUGGUGGACAGUGGGCACUUCAUGUCCCCCGAGGUGACAGGGUGUCUGCAGGAGCUGGAAGGGCAGCUGCAAGCACUGGCGGAGGCCUGCGCCCUACGCCAGGAGCGCUGCAAGGAGAGCUGGGGCCUGCAGAAGCUGCGGCAGGAGCUGGACCAGGCCGAGGCCUGGCUGGCCUCCCGGGAGGGCCUGCUGCUGGACCCCAACUGCGGGCACUCGGUGGCUGAUGUGGAGCUGCUGCUCCAUGGACACCAUGACUUAGAAAAGUCACUGGCAGCCCAGCAAGAGAAGUUUGCCCAACUGCAGAGGGAGACAGGGGUGGAACAGAAGCUGCUGCAGCAGGGGACAGGGCUGAAACCCGGGAGUGCUGGCCACCAGUUUACCUCCCUCCAGCAUAGGCCUCUUGGAAGCUGGGGGCCAGUACAGUUGGCUGAGACAAGGGACCUGCAGCCAGGUGUCCCCAUUGGGUCACACACACCCUUGGCCACCACUCUCUUCCUGGAACGUGCAGCCAGGCAGCAGGAGCCCAGUGGGGCUGGGGCUGUAGGGGAUGCAAAGGGUGCCCCCACCAUGGAAGGAUUUUUGGAGCUCAAGCAGCAAUGGCCUGCAGAGAGGCAGCCCAGCUCAAGCCCCUGGGAUUGCUGCUGUGGGACCCUGGGGGGCAGUUCCCUGAGCCUCUUCUGGGAUAAGAAGACUGCAGCAGAAGUACUGGGCAGUGGAAUACAGGCGAGGCAGAAGACAGAGAGGCCCAUGGAGAAGAGUGGACAUGGCCAUUGUGACCCCUCUCGCCUCUCUUCUCAGAACAUGGCCCCCGUGGACACCCUUGAUCUCACAGGAGCCCAGUGUGAGAGGCUGAGCAGGCUGAGCAGUGGGGUGGAGAUCCCGUAUGCAGCACCAUCAGAACAGCAUGCCUGGAGCUGGCAUCGAGCCCUGAGUGGCACGGCAGUUCUGGAAGCUGGGAAGUCCAAGAGCAAGGCACCAGCCGACUGCAUGUCUGCCCACUGUCUGAGCCUGGAGCACCGAGCCAGACCUCUGGGCUUCACUGUUGAGCACACUGCUGAGAGGGCGCCCAAGACAGCCGCCUCGCUCAGCUUCCAAGGCUGGCCCCUGACCACCUCAGUGAGGGAGCCGCAUGUAAGUGCCGACGGUCAGCUGCAGCCCAUGGAGUUGCUGCAGGCUGCUGGCCUUGCCCAGGAACCUGCCCAAGUCUUCCACCGCCUUUCCUGCCCAGGCCAAGCCCAAGGUACAGGCCCCUCAGGGGUCCCUUUGCACAUGCUAGAAAGCCUGCCUGGCUCUGUCCUUCGGGGCUCCCACCUCUCUCACCCCUUGGUCUCCUCUUCCUAA